Molecule: messenger RNA, 3429 nt
Organism: Phyllotreta striolata
Lineage: Eukaryota; Metazoa; Arthropoda; Insecta; Coleoptera; Chrysomelidae
Source: the annotation of a GenBank genome assembly
AUGUUCUCGAAUCACGUCUAAACGACCACCGCACCCAAUAAACAUCUGAACGUUUGGGCAUCCACAACUCCCAAGGUCACUGCGACUGUGUGGUGGUGGUAUUCUCAGCCAUAGUUGCGCGGGGCUCGCCGAGCUCCAUUUAGUUGGCAGAAGGGUGUGCACCACUGAUAGUUCUUGUUUCACCCGCACACGAAUUUGUUUUUUUUUUAUCUAUUCCCUAAAUGCAUCCGACGGGCCAUGGUCGUCGUGUCCUGACAGCAUUAGUGGGGUGUAUUUACAUGUGCUGCAAGUAAACAAUUCGUGAGACGUCAGGCUAGUUAGUUUGUUACAAGGACAAUAUUAUUGCUGUGUUCCAAAAGUAAUAUAUCCCCGUUGUGCUGCCAAUGUCAACUCAACCCAAUCGAUAUCCGCAACAAAAUCCGAAUCAGAAACCUGGUCUAGCAUCCACAGCUCCAGCCAUGUCUUUCCAACGUUUUUGUCUCAGGUGGAACAAUCACCAGUCCAAUUUAUUAUCAGUAUUCGAUCAGUUACUUCAAGAUGAAAGUUUCGUCGAUGUAACUCUAGCUGUCGAGGGACAGUUACUUAAAGCACACAAGAUGGUGUUAUCGGCUUGCAGUCCAUACUUCCAAGCAUUGUUCAUGAAUCAUCCGGACAAGCACCCAAUUGUGAUAUUAAAGGAUGUACCUUACGCAGACAUGAGAUGUUUAUUGGAUUUCAUGUACAGGGGAGAAGUUAGCGUAGAUCAAGACAGGCUGACAGCCUUUCUGAGAGUGGCCGAAAGCUUGAGGAUAAAAGGUCUAACGGAAGUAAAUGAAGAAAGAUGUGAUAAUAUAGCUUCCUCGCUUACACAACAGAAUUUACAAAAUUUACCGGAUUUGCAAAGGCUCCAGCAAGGGAAGAGGGUCGGCAAUAAUCUGAACAUGUUGAGUAACGCUUUGAUGCAACCGAAACGGAAAAGGGGAAGGCCUCGAAAACUGUCGGGAUGCUCCAACGGUCCUGAUGAUUUCGAUAAGGAUAUCGUUCAGGGUAGCCCGGAGAUGUUAGAAGUAAAAAUGGGAAUGGACAAUUUUACAGGCAAUAAUUCUGAUACUAGCGUUAAAAACGAAGUGGACAUUGACGAAACCAAAAUUAUUAAAGAAGAGCCCGAGCCAGUAGCUGGAUCUUCGAAUGAUCAAUCGGCGUAUAAUAACAAAAUUUCUGAUGACUUUCACCCUGCUGAUUAUCAGGAAAAUAACCAAAAUCAUACAAAUCUUCCAUCAAUAACCAUGGAAUUGAUCCCCCCGAUUAAACAAGAAUCCGUAAUAAUUUCGACCGAAUCCGCUAGAAAUAUGCUUCACGAAUCGAUAGAAAUCGAAGAAAAAUUCGAUCCCUCCGACGAGCCGGAAUCAUCUCAAGGAGUGCAUUUUCUCACCGACGAUAAGAUCGCCACUCCCGAUUCAUCGGACGACGGUGAAAACUAUGUGAUAAAGAAAACUGAUUUAUUAGAAUAUCUAGUACAAUCGGACGGUACCGUUAUAUGCAAGCGAUGCGGCGAGGUUCUCGCGUCGAGGACUCACUGGUACCGGCACAAGUACAAAGUUCACGUGAAAAAUUCGGAAAAAUUACUGAGACCCGCUUCUUUGUACAAGUGUCGGCAUUGCAACGUAUUUUUCAAAAGUAGGAAGGGUUACACUGGUCAUAUCGCUUCCAGGCAUUCGGGCUCCAGCAAAGCCAUUAAGCUCGCGGUGAGGGAGGAAAUCGUGGAGACCUGUACGGAACCGGUGGCGCGGAAACCCGAUAAAACGGAGAAAGUAAAUUGGGAGGAACAGCGAGUGAAAGAGGAAAAACUGGUCGCGGAUAUCAUAAACAGGGUAAAAAAGGAAUGCGAAGCUCAAGGGACGACUGUCUCGAGAAGAGGGUACUGUAGAAGAACGACUUCCAUUAUGAAUACCGCGUAAGCCCUACAAAUUGCAUGUGCCAAAUUUAAGAGUAUUUUUUAUAUUAGUAGAUAAUUCAGUUCCUAACGUUUCUUCCUAUUAUAAAAAACAAGUGAAUUUCUGUUGGUGUGAGUUUGUAUAUUUAAAACCAUUAUUAAUUUAAGAUGUUUUGAACGGUGAUGUAAAUGUUCAACUAUAAAAUUAGAAAACGCGAUUUAUUGUGAAAACUACACGUUUCGAAUGGAAUCGAAAAAAAAAUGGUUUAAACGAUUUUGUCUAAUUAGGACUGUUGCUCGUGACCCGUCAAAAUACCCGAACACCAAAUAGCCUAAGACAAAACAGCCCAGACAAAAUAGCCCAGAGACAAAAUCGCCCAAGACAAAAUAGUUCAAACACAAAGUAGCAUGAGACAAAAUAGCCCAAAGACAAAACAACCCAAACACCAAAUAACCUGAAACAAAAUAGCCCAAGAUAAAAUAAUCCAAACACAAAAUAGCCAGAGACAAAAAACCCCGACAAAAUAGUCCAAACACAUAAUAGCCAGCUCAGACAUAACAGCCCCGACAAAAUAGCCCAAAGAUAAAAUAUGCCGAGACUAAAUAGUUCAGAUAAAAUUAAAAGCGUGCAUUAUUUAUUAGAUUUCCAGAGGCAUAUAAUAAUAAUAAACCAGCUGCGUUAUUAAAAGAGAUAUCAUAGAUUAUACAUUCAAAUAUUUUUCCAAAAAAUAUUGAAAUAAAUUAAAUAACUUUCCAUAUUAUGUUAGAAUAGAAUCUAUCGGUCUGUAGAUGGUUUUGUAUACUGCCAUCAUUGCUUUCUUUGAUAUUUCUUAUUUCAUUUUAUUUAAUGCAAUUUUAAUCCGUUUAAGUUUAAUCAUGAUGGCUGAUAAAAUAACGACUGAUUGGUCUAAAAAUAGCUCGACAAAUUCUUGAUUUGUGAUAAUGGUUAUACUAUGAUACAUAUGUUUUUUCUCUUAAGCUAUUUUGUCUUUGGGCUGUUUUGUCUUGCGCUAUUUCAACGGGAUACCAUUAUUGCUAAUAUCAUCAUAUUCUGAUUAAGGUUGUGAAAUUUUAGUAUAAAAAAUAUUUGAACUGUGCCAAUAGAAAUAACGACUUAACGGAUAUCGUGAUUUAUAUGCAACCUUCUCCUGUCUCAAUUUUUAAAAUAUUCUUAAUUAACAGUGUAAAUUAUUUAAAUAAGUGAAUCAAGUAAAGUAAUUAAUGUUUUUCGUGUAAGUAAAUUUAACGUUUCAUAAUCAAAGGAGUAUAUUUGUACGAUUUAACGGAGUUGUUUAUUUAAUUAUACACUGUUAAUGUAAUACUGUAAAGAGGAGUUUCUUUGCUCUUAUUGGCAAUUCAAUCACCUUUUACAAAAGCAAAGUAAGCCACUUUAUGGUAAAUAAGUAUCUUCUAAAUUUCUGGAAUUUAUAACUAAAUUAUCAAUGCUCUACUAAACUUUAGUAUCUUAUAGUAAGUAUAUUUUUAUAUAAAAGCAAUGUAUAAAGUACAGAUUUUAG